AUGGUAGUUAUCCAACUUUACCUCUCCAUUUAUCUCUUCCUUUGUGAUAUAUACAAAGUGGUGGUGGCGAUGACGCCGCUUUACGUGGCGUUGGUGCUAGGCUACUCCUCCGUGAGGUGGUGGCGGGUGUUCAAGCCCGACCAAUGCGACGCCAUCAACCGCUUCAACUGCUACUUCAUCAUCCCCUUCUUCACCUUCCAGUUCACCUCCGGCGUCGACCCCUACGCCUUGAACUUCUGCUUCCUCACCGGAGACGUCGUCGCCAAAGCCAUCGCCGCCACUGCAUUAGCUCUCUGGGCCAAAUUCGCCAAAAAGAGCAGCUUCGCUUGGGUCAUAACCUCCUUCAAUCUUUCCAGCUUCAACAACACGCUCGUCGUCGGGGUUCCGUUGCUCAAGGCCAUGUACGGCACCGCCGGCGAGGAUCUGGUGGUGCAGUCGUCGGUCAUCCAGUCUCUUGUUUGGAUCCUCUUAUUCAUGCUCGAGUUCUGGCGUGCCAGCUCCUGCUCCUCCAACGAUGUUGUUGACGAGGAAAAGCCGCAGCCGAUUUCUAUGGAUGCUGAUGGUUCAAAUAAUGCGAUUGUCGUGGUUGUUGAUGGCGGAGCCGCCGUGGCGCCGUUGAAUUUGAGAUCAACGAUGAAGCAAGUUGGCGCGAAGCUCGGAAAGAAUCCGAAUUGUUAUGCGUGUGCGCUUGGUGUCAUUUGGGCUCUGCUGGCAAAAAGGUGGGAUUUUGAAAUGCCAAGCAUAAUGGAGGGAUCAAUUUUGAUUAUGGCCAAGGCAGGAAGUGGGGUGGCCAUGUUCAGCAGGGGGCUGUUCAUGGCGUUGCAAGAGAAGGUAAUAGCUUGUGGUGUGCGGCUUACGAUUUAUAGUAUGGUUUUGAGGUUUGUGGGUAGCAAACUGCAGUAG
Messenger RNA from Salvia splendens (bonfire salvia), 903 nucleotides. RefSeq names its product auxin efflux carrier component 5. Gene Ontology annotation, biological process: auxin export across the plasma membrane; auxin polar transport. Lineage: Eukaryota; Viridiplantae; Streptophyta; Magnoliopsida; Lamiales; Lamiaceae. The record is from RefSeq and is a predicted model, not a curated record. The transcript is spliced from 3 exons. Bases 1 to 903 code for a protein of 300 amino acids. Gene Ontology annotation, cellular component: endoplasmic reticulum; plasma membrane. Gene Ontology annotation, molecular function: auxin efflux transmembrane transporter activity.